Molecule: messenger RNA, 717 nt
Organism: Acanthosepion pharaonis
Lineage: Eukaryota; Metazoa; Mollusca; Cephalopoda; Sepiida; Sepiidae
Source: the annotation of a GenBank genome assembly
AUGAGACACCUCUCUUUCUUUCUUUCUUUCUUCUUCUUCUUUUUCUUCUUUGUCCCUCACUUUCUUAUUAUGAUCUUCGCACAAUUCUUUUCUUCUUUUGAUUUUUGUACCCCAUUUUCCCUCCUUUUUUCUUUUUUCUUUCUUUAUUUUUCUUUUUUCUUAUUUUUUCUUUUUUUCUUAUUUUUUUCUUCUUCCUUUCUUUCUUUUUCUUUUGCUUUCUUUUUUCUUUCUUUUUCUUUUGUUUAUUGUUCUUUCUUUCUUCCCUUGUUUUUCUUCUUUUCUUUCUUUCUUUCUUUAUUUUUCAUUUUUCUUUUUUUCUGUUAUUUUCUUUCUUUCUUUUUUUAUUAUUCUGUCUUUCUUUCAAUUUUUCUUUUUCUUUUUUUUUCUUUCUUUCUAUUUUUAUUUGUCUUUCUUUCCUUUUUCUUUUUCUUUCUUUCUUUCUUUCUUUCUUUUCCUUUUUAUAUUUACUUCUUUCUUUCUAUUUUUCUUUUUCGUUCUUUUUCUUUAUUUUCUUUCUUUUUUAUUUCUUUCUACUUUUAUGUUUUUUUUUCUUUCUUUCUUUCUUUCUUUCUUUUCUACAUUUUUUCCUUUUACCAAUUUCUCUUCCCUUUCUUGUUAUUUAAAAUAUGUUUGCUGAUUUCCUCUCAAUCUAAUUGUCUUUUUUUUAGGAUUGCAAUUGUCAUGAGCAUUAUACUCACAGCAUAUUUGAUCAAAUAA